ACACGUGCGUGAUGACGCAUUGAACGCUUGGCUGGAGGCGGAAGUGCGUGCACGGCGAGGGCUCUCACCCGGGGCAGGAUGGAGGAGGGCGCCGAGGCCCAGGUUGUCCUGCACAUUGUGGUCGUGGGCUUCCAUCACAAGAAGGGCUGCCAGGUUGAAUUUUCAUAUCCACCGUUGGUUCCAGCAGAAGGACAUGAUAGUCACAGCUUGCCCGAGGAAUGGAAAUACCUUCCAUUUCUUGCUCUGCCAGAUGGAGCACAUAACUACCAGGAGGAUACUGUUUAUUUUCACUUGCCUCCAAGGAGUGGAAAUCAAAAGACGGUUUAUGGGGUUUCCUGCUAUCGUCAGAUAGAUGCCAAGAUCCUGAAAGUUCGUCAAGCAGACGUCACUAGAGAAACUGUGCAAAAGAGCGUCUGUGUGCUCAGCAGGCUGCCGCUUUAUGGUUUACUUCAAGCAAAAUUGCAACUCAUCACACAUGCUUACUUUGAGGAAAAAGAUUUUUCACAAAUUUCUAUCUUAAAGGAACUUUAUGAACACAUGAACAGCUCUUUAGGAGGGAAUGCCUUAGAGGGAUCCCAGGCUUAUUUAAGUCUGUCGCCUCGUGACCUGGUUCUCCAUUUCAGACAUAAGACAAUAAUUCUCUUCAAAUUGAUUCUUUUAGAGAAAAAAGUUCUAUUUUAUUUAUCACCAGUGAACCGUCUAGUUGGAACCCUGAUGACUGUACUAUCGCUAUUUCCAGGAAUGGUAGAACAUGGUUUAGCAGAUGCGUCACAAUACAAACCACGUAAAAGCACUUCAGAAGAUAUCGUUUUCCAGGAGCAUGGUUUGAAUGCUGAAGAAUAUGUGUCCAUUUCUGUGUCAGACGUUUCAAGUAUUACUCCAGAAUUCAGUGUAGACACAAAAUAUCCAGCAGGAGAUCAUCAGAAAAAUGUUACAGCAAAGCUGGUAAGCUUUGCAGAUGCAGCGAGGUCCGAGCAAGUAGAAGAUAGAUUACGACCUCCACCGCACACUUCACCCAAUUCAUCUGAAAGUGAUUGGGAAACUUUGGACACCAGCAUUCUUGAUGCAGAUAAUGGGACAAAGGAAGAGACAAUGAAUGAAAAGAAUAAUCAAAAAGAAGUGUUUAUCUCAGAUUCUUUGGUUUCUCAAUCUUUACCAAUCACUGUGCAACCACAAGCAAAUACAAUUGAGACUGUGAUAGUUCCAGGUUUAAUUUCAGGUUUAGAGGAAGACCAGUAUGGAAUGCCCUUAGCUAUCUUUACAAAGGGUUAUCUUUGUUUACCAUACAUGGCUUUGCAGCAGCAUCACCUUCUCUCUGAUGUCACUGUGCGUGGGUUUGUUGCAGGGGCAACAAAUAUCCUUUUUCGGCAGCAAAAACAUCUGAGUGAUGCAGUGAUUGACAUUGAAGAAGCUGGCAUACAAACACAUGAUCCAGAACUACGCAAACUAUUAAACCUCACUACAGCAGACUUGCGUUUUGCAGACUUUUUGGUGAAGCAUGUAACUGAAAAUAGAGACGAUGUGUUUCUCGAUGGGACAGGUUGGGAAGGAGGAGAUGAGUGGAUCAGGGCCCAGUUUUCACUCUAUAUUCAUUCCCUUCUUGCCACAACUUUGCAGCCAGAUAAUGAGAAAAUGUUGGCAGACUAUGGCCUUCUCUUUGUUACCGCCUGGAAGAAUACACACAACUUUAGGGUGUGGCAUAGCAACAAACAUCCUGCUUUUGCACAAAUUAAUUCUGGACAUCCAUUUCAGGGCCAGUACAACGUAUCAGAUGUCAAACUAAGAUUGUCACAUUCUGUCCAGAAUAGUGAACGUGGGAAGAAGCUUGGAAAUGCAAUGAUCUCCACGAGCCGCAGUGUGGUGCAGACAGGAAAGGCAGUCAGUCAAUCUGUAGGAGGGGCACUCACUAGUGCCAAAUCUGCCAUGACCUCGUGGUUUUCCACGUUCAACCAACAAUCUGCUGCAUCUUUCACUGAAAGACAGACGGGGAAACACUGACAACUUCAUAUGCAAGGAUGAUUGCAGGCACUGGGCAUUCCAAUAUUAUUCUGCAGAGAGCUGGAACUCGUUGAUUUAUUAAAAGGCCUGGUUAUAAUCAGUAUAUUCCUUAUUUCUGGUGCCAGGUAAUAAUGAUCAGACUUAUCACUGUUUAUCUAUUUUGCUUAUUACCUCAACUUGAGACAACUUUUCAUUAUUAGAUGCUUGCUGAUUUAUGUAGAAUGUGUAUUUUGGCCAAUUGACAAAGAAGUUGUAUUUCUUACUGUACAACCGUAGAGGCAGUGGAUAAAUGUAUUUGUUAAUAGUGUGUGCCUCUGCAUCACUUUCAUAAUCUUUAAUUGGGAUUAAUAUUUAAAUGGCAAACUUUAUAUUUUUCUCUUGUUUGCAACAAUCGUAAGAAAGUUCCAGUAAAUAUAAUCACUGAAGUAAUUAAAACCCAUGUUCUUAAUUGAUUCUACCAAACCGAUGCUGUGUACUGACAGGGAUGUACAUAUGUUCAUUUUUAAGCAAUUGAAAUGAAAUAUUUUAGUGCUUAAAUAUGGGGAAAAACUGCUUAGAUUUGAUUAAGUUGUAUUUAAAUAAAAAGGGAAAUAAUUCUGGGCUCAAGACCUUCAUCUCCCUUCCAAGAAUGCCAUUACCCUCAAAUAGUGAACUGGAGUAUUCAGAUCAUGAAAACUAAACACUUAAUAUUUAUGCUUGUAAUGCAUUGACCCGUAGGUUUUUGACUAAUCAAAUAUGCAACUGCCUGUAAUAACUCAUGUAUUUUUAAAUAACUUGAAAGAAAUGCUUGUAAAUAUAACUUUCCAGUUUUAUUUAAAUUAACAUUUUCUUUGGUGUAAAUCAUUAAAUCUUAUUUUCUCAUCUAAUGCAAAUAUGGCCUUGCAAAUUUUGAAAUAAUGGCAUUGGUGUAUGCUGCAUUUUAAUGCAGAAAACUGCAGGCAGACAUUAGUGUCGGUCAGAAAGUUAUUUGUGAAAGUAUUCUGGACAAAAUAUAGCACUUGCAUAUAGUCUCUUUCCCUUUAAUAAGGGAAAUAGUGAAGUUUACAUUCCUAGCCGCAUUCUGCAUCAGUUUUGAUUAAAAAGGGGGAGAAGAUAAUGUACUGGUUUUACAGUGGUAUGGUACACAAUGUUAUAAUUUGAAUUCAAAUGUUUUUGGAAUCAGUCAAGACAUUUUUUUGUGAGGGGUGCAAGCUCUUCUCAUACAAAAUGGAUCUAUCUAAUUUUAUGAAGGUGUAAGUUGGUUACAAUAGACUUAAUAGAUUGUACUUUGCAUAUUAAGUUUAGUAGUUUUGUCCCUGACAAAUUUUCAGAUAUUUUGUGAAACGUCAGAUGUAAUUCAAAAUUUUGUCACAAUUCAAUAGAAAAUAGCUUUGCACGUUAUUUGCUCUAUUACAAUUUACUGUGAACUUUGUUUUCAGUAUGUUAAUAUCACUUGGUUUUGUUCUGUGAUAAUUACAAAUAAAACCAUCUUCAAAGGGA
Molecule: messenger RNA, 3477 nt
Organism: Leucoraja erinaceus (little skate)
Lineage: Eukaryota; Metazoa; Chordata; Chondrichthyes; Rajiformes; Rajidae
Gene: avl9
Product: AVL9 homolog (S. cerevisiase)
Exons: 16
Coding region: 79-1998 (639 amino acids)
Cellular component (GO): cytoplasm
Source: RefSeq, a predicted model, not a curated record